AUGACACGAGUGAAGAAGCCGUGGAGCCAGAUGACGGAGAGCCAGCUAGCCAAGGCCAUGGCGAGACAGGCUAAGUGGAAGAAGAGGGAUAAUGAAAAGGACAUGCUGAAGAAGGCGCGCGCCGACAAGAGAAAGGUCAAGGCCUUUCACCAUGUCUUCAAGCAGGUCAUCUACAAAGAGAAUAACAACAUAGACGCUAUCGAAGACAAACAGCAGCUGUUAAACCUACUUCAGGCCGCCAAGGAACCCGGGGCUGUAUCACCAGAGCUCCACCAGCAGUAUCUCGCCGUCCGCGAUUACUUCACUGCCAGUAUGAAAGCUAGAAGCGUGGAGCUUCCAAUCAGUAGUAACCCAGUCCAAGGUCUCACAAGUCAUACUAGGGGAGCAGGCAACCAAUUGCUAGACCAGGCCCCUCAAUCGCCGUUCGCAACAGUAGCAAACCAGUCUAAGGACCCGCAAUCCAUCGUCCAGGCUCCAGAUGAAGGAGGCCAACAGGAUACGUGUUGA
Coniosporium apollinis CBS 100218 is the source of this 507-nucleotide messenger RNA. RefSeq lists its product as uncharacterized. The transcript has 2 exons. The record is from RefSeq and is a predicted model, not a curated record. Lineage: Eukaryota; Fungi; Ascomycota; Dothideomycetes. The coding region runs from base 1 to 507 and encodes 168 amino acids.